Bursaphelenchus okinawaensis is the source of this 4965-nucleotide messenger RNA. The record is from the annotation of a GenBank genome assembly. NCBI's taxonomy places the organism in Eukaryota, Metazoa, Nematoda, Chromadorea, Rhabditida, Aphelenchoididae.
AUGUCCGACGACGAAGUGGAAUGUCAAUUUAACAUUGAGGACGAGUUUGUGAAACGUUUAAUUGAAAGCGAGGUUGAUUUGAGGGAUCAUUCAACAAAAGUCGAGACUCAAUUGAGAGGAUCGAACCGGCUGGUAGUUGAAGAUUGUAUUGAUCAUGCUGAAGAAUUGGUGGAGUUGAAUGAACAAAUUACAGAAUGUGAUCAAACUUUUGAAGUACGUUUUAAAAGGUUUUGCUUGGUUUUUAGGCAUUAAAAAUGGUUUCUAUAUCGACGAGCGUAUAUAGAUCAUGGAUAAUGUCAUAAGAUUGAUUCUAGUGAAAAAGUUAAUGAAUAAAACGACGUCUAAUUUUUACAGAACUUGGAAGGAAUGUUGAGCAACUUCCUAGCUGAGCUAGGGACGAUUAGCGAAGAAAUGAAGCGUCUACAGGAUCAAUCUGUUGUGAUUAACCAACAACUUCACAAUCGUCAACGAGUUCGCGGAGAAUUGAGUCAAUUCGUCGAUGACAUGGUAGUACCUCAUAGUAUGAUCAAGUAAGUUAAAUGAACCGUCUUUUUAACAACUAAUAAAACCUGUAAUUUUGUUCUAAGCUUUUUAUAAAUUGAAUUAUAUUGAGACAAGUAACAAUAUAUAUAUUCUACUGCUUUUUCAGGAUAAUAAUGGAACAAGAUGUAAACAGCUCCGAAUUUUUGGAACAAUUACAUGAGUUACAGCAUAAAUUACAAUUUCUUAAAGCUCAAGCAUUCAAAGAUGCUAAAGCAGUGGAAGAUGUGCAGGAUGUGAUCGAGAAUUUGAAGUUUAAGGCUAUGGAGAAGAUGAGAGAGUGGCUAUUGGCCAAGAUUUCGUUGUUCAAGAAGCCUUUGACUAACUACCAGAUACCACAAUCAGCCUUGUUAAGGAAUCGGUUUUUCUACGAGUUUUUAUUGGCUAAUGAGCGAGCUGUCGCCAGGGAGGUAAGUAUAACAUAGGAUAUGUUAAACAUGAAUCAAACGUUUAUAUCAUGGCUUUUAAAAUACAAAACAGAGAUUGUAUGACUUAAAGCUUUUUCUUCAUUCAUUCCAAUAUUUGUAUUUUACACAUCCACAAUGUUUAUUUCAAAAUCAAACAGUAACUCAAGCAAAAGUCGGCUAUGUACAGCUCAUCCCACGGUAAUGUCUUCAUAUUGCCCAUCGCCGUCUGUGUCUUGCGCUGACGAUGCUUCCUUCAUUUGCGAUUUCUGGGCCUUCUUAUCUGGAGCUUUAUUUUUGGCAUUACCUCCACUACCUCCUGCGGAAACUUGCUUCUUCUUCAUACAGCUGAUUAAAAAGGUGACUAACAACAGUGUUGUAGCUAAAACCAGUUGGUCUGUGAACGUUGGUAGCAUGUCUGAAAAGAUAAUUUGGUGAUUGUGAAGUGAAGUAAAAAAGGAAGACAAAUAAAGCCAUGCCCUGACCUGCCUUUCCCUACCCUUACCGACAACACCAUACCCUUUUGGGAGAAGGCUAAACCAAUUUUUUGCCAAAAAUACUAAAAACAAAGGCAAAAUGAACAAUUACCGAAACUUAUGAUGAUAUUUCCUAUGUCCUCUUGCUUUAGUUCUCGACUGUUUUGGGUUUCUUCUCUGGUUCAGAUUCGCGUUCAGAAGCCGACCGAUGUUGAAAAGUUGCAAAAAAGGAAUGAAAUCCAUUCGUUUCACGUUGAAUUCAUAGACUUUCAUAAUUCAAAAAAAAAUUCUAAAGAGAAAAACAAAAAAAAAUAAAACAAAAUGCUGCGUCCCAAGAUAUUGAGGCCUUGUCUCUUGCCAUCGUAUUUUAUCUAUUUUUUGUGUUUUUGUAUCGUAUUUUAACCCUAUCAUGGCAUACCUAAAAAGUUAAAAGUUCAUAAACAAAAGGACAGAUUUUUUGUCUAAUUAAAGAAUAAUGAAACAACCUUAUUUUAGAUAAAGGACGAGUACACAGAUGCAGUGAGCAAAAUGUUCUUCAGCUACUUCAAGACCUACGUCUCUCGAUUGUUCAAGCUUCAGAUGCCGGAUUCAGCGACGAAAGAAGACCUACUUGGAGCAGAAGAUGCGCCCAAAACUGGCUAUCCAAAUUUACAAAAUAUUUUCGGCACCAAGGUUCAGGUAAUAGCCAAGUUGUUCGUUAUACUGAUAUUUUCGUCAUAAAGGACUUCGUUAUGCAGGAGUUCUACCGUACUUGGCGAUGAUGAAGUAUUAUGUUAGUAUCACAGAUAAGAAAGCUUUUUCAGACCAGAAGCAAAGCCACAGUGUUUUCUCUUGGAACCAGAGAUUCACUAUUAACUACCGACUUUUUAUCGCCAUUGAUAGUACCACAUGCAGCAUUACAAGCUGGUGAACAAGUACGUUACUUGUCUUUUUUAAUAUGAAAAAAAGUGAUAAAAGGCGCGCCUUAGGGUAAUUUUCUAAGGUUCUGAAAUGGUCAGUACUACCAAACUAAUGGAAUUCAUUUCAGUACCAAUUUGAAAGCCUAUUCCGAUCGAUUCAAUAUGCAUUAGUCGAUCACUGUAGCCAUGAAUUCCUAUUUUUAUGUGACUUCUUCAUGGUGGAAGGGCAAUCAGCUGUGGAUUUGUUUUCUGAAGUUAUGGAACGAAGCAUCGUUCAGCUACAGGUAUGAUUUUAAUCUUAAAAAAUCAAAAUUAUAUUAUACUAGAAGUAGGGCCUUAAUCAGUGUUUUGCCGGACCGGUCCGCGGACGGGUCCGGUCCGGACACAAAAUCCUGCGGACCCGGACCGAAGAAAAAGCUCCGGACCGGUCCGGAAGAAAUUUUUUUUUAAUUUUAUCAAAACUGCUUUAAAAAUUGCAUAGAAAACAUAUUUUUAAGUGUUUUUAAACGUAGAGAAAGCAGUUUUAGCGCUCUUGGCUUUUUUUAAAAAUAAAAAAAAUUUUUUUUGCGGACCGGACCGGACCCAAAAAUUUGAAGUUUGGACCGGACCCGAAAAUCGCCGGACCGGACCGGUGAAAAACGCUCCGGACCGGUCCGGGCAAAACACUGGCCUUAAUAAUACCUUACAUAGUAUAUCAGGUAAAGGCCUUUAAGAUCGAGUACUAUAAUACGGUCAAAAACCAAAUUUUAUUUUCCAGAAGAGCCUCGAAGAGAAGAUCAACGCAAACUACGAUGCCAUCUCCCUAUUCCUAUGCAUAUGCCUAUGUACCAAAUACAGUGAAUUAAUGGCGGAAAGAAGUGUCAUUUCGAUUGACAACUACCUCAAAACUAUGGCCCAGCUCCUAUGGACACGCUUCGAACAUGUUAUGGGGCUUCAUACGGAUAGUCUGAGGAGUUUGGAUGCGAAGAAGAUGAGUACCGACAAUAAACCGCAUUAUGUUGUGAGACGAUACGCCGAAUUCUUGAGCGCAUUCUUGGUUUGUAUCAAUCUGAGUGGCAAAAAGAUGGAUGAGAGGUUACAGGUGAGGUUUUUACUGGGGCUUGGAAGCCGUUUUAGCUCAAACUAGAGCUAUUCAACGUAUUUUACAUUACAAAAAGGCGACAAACUACUGUUUUUUGCUUGGUGCCUUCAGGUUCAAGUUGAGAUUGAUAAAACAUUAAGUCUUCCUAAUACAAUAAUAAAGUUUCCGUUGUAGAACAUACUAACAAAGCAAGAACAAGAAUUGGAAGGCUUCCUGUAUCGGUACAGCCAACAAAUGAAAAGGAAAAAGGAUCGACUAGUGUUCCAGAUCAAUAACUAUGAUGUUAUUCUUACUGUGCUGGACGUAAGUUAAUAAACUAAUCUAUAACAAAUGUCUUACAACAUUCUUCCCUGACACAUUCUAACGAAAGAAACGUAUUGGUGUCCAAACAUACUCUAACGACAGACGACCGGUCGAAAAGUCCGUAGAACAGUGAUUUUUUACCUUUUCAGUCAGAAAAGUCUUAAAACUAAGCUAUUCGGAAUAACCUUGAUAUAUUAGGUUGUUCAAAUAUUUAUGUGCCUACUAACAUUGAAAAUUUGCUUUGAAAGGGGGCACAGAAUUAAUUGAACAACCUAAUAAAUCAAGGCUACGCAGAAUCGAUUAGUUUUAAGACUUUUCUGAUUGAAAAGCCUUCACUGUUCUACGGACUUUUCGACCUGUCGUUAGAAUAUGUUAUUUUUGUAAUAAGCCCUCUAUACAGUUGUAGAACAAUCUAGCAGGUCAUCACACGACUUUUUCAAAUUUUAAACCACACUAAAAGGCUAAUUUUCAGGAAAAGGUCCUGGACGAGUCGAAAGAACGUACCGAAUUUUGUAACACGCUACAAACAAAGACUAGAGCGUUCGUGGAGGAGGUAUUGUUCCCUCAUUUCAACGCCCUAAUUCAAUUUGUCAAUGAAGUUGAACCUCAUGUUGAACAAGGUCAUACUCAACAAUUGUCCAGGUUUACAGGUAUGCUUAUUUUAUGACAAGUUUUUGGCAAUUUAUCAAAUUUAACUUUUCAAAGACUAAUAUAAACCAUAAUAGUUCGGUAGUAUUAAUAAUAACCAUAAGAAGAGUACUAAUGUUGGUCAUACGAGCUAAAAGAGUACUAAUAUUAACCAUAAAAGGUCCAAGAAGACUAGUAUUAAUCUUUAGAGUUUAAAGAGUACUAAUAUUAACCACAAGAGCUCAAAGAGUACUAAGAUUAACCAUAAGAGAUUCAAAAGUACUAAUAUUACCUAUAAGAGUUCAAGGAGUACCAAUAUUAACUAUAAGAGCUCUAAGAGUACUAAUACUAAAAAAUAUUUUUUAGGCAAAGUGACCCAAAUAGUACGAGCGUUUGUAGCCGAAUGGAAAAAGUCGAUUGAAGAGAUCAACAAAGAGAUUCUACAAUCUUUCACCAACUUCAAGGUCGGUUCGACUGUUUUGCAAGCCGUCUUCACUCAAUUCGUUAACUAUUACCAACGAUUCAACAAAUUAUUGUAUCACGAAGCGUUUAGUCAAUGUACUGAAGCCAAAAGCGAGCUUGUUGGUGCACCGGUUAUUAUUGCUGAGCUUAAAAAGUAUAAGCCUAUUUAUUGA